AUGGCGGCCGGGAUUCCGGACGUUCGGAAGCUCUUCAUUUUCACUACUACCCAGAAUUACUUCGGGCUGGUGUUGGAAUCCUGGGACCAGCCAUUGCUGUCCAACUGUCUUGAAAUCAACAACUUCUUGGAUGAUGGAAACCAGAUGCUCCUCAGGGUGCAGCGGUCCGAUGCCGGAUUCUCCUUUUCCAACACGAUUGAUUUUGGUGACACAAAAGAUAAGGUGCUGGUUUUUUUCAAGCUGCGACCUGAAGUAAUUACAGAUGAGAAUCUACAUACUAACAUUCUUGUUUCAUCUAUGUUGGAGUCUCCUAUUAAUUCCCUAUACCAAGCAGUACGGCAUGUAUUUGCACCAGUGUUGUUAAAGGAUCAGGAAUGGAGCAGAAACUUUGAUCCCAAACUUCAGAAUCUUUUGAGUGAACUAGAAGCUGGGUUGGGUGUAGUUCUACGGAGAUCAGACUUAUCAAAAUUGAAACUUAAGGAAGAUGAUACAAGAGGUAUUCUUACACCAAGUGAUGAGUUCCAGUUUUGGAUAGAACAAGCUCAUCGUGGAAAUAAACAAAUUAGUAAAGAAAGAGCCAAUUAUUUUAAAGAAUUAUUUGAAUCAAUUGCAAGAGAGUUUUAUAACUUGGACAAUCUAUCGUUACUGGAAGUUGUUGACUUGGUGGAGACAACUCGUGAUGUUGUAGAUGAUGUGUGGAGACAAACAGAACACGAUCCUUAUCCUGAGUCACGAAUGUUACAUCUUUUAGAUAUCAUAGGUGGUUCAUUUGGAAGGUUUGUUCAGAAAAAGCUGGGAACUUUGAACCUAUGGGAAGAUCCUUAUUAUCUUGUGAAAGAAAAUCUGAAAGCUGGUAUUUCAAUUUGUGAACAAUGGGUGAUAGUCUGUAAUCAUCUAACAGGUCAGGUUUGGCAGCGCUUUGUUCCUCAUCCAUGGAAAAAUGAAAAAUAUUUCCCAGAAACACUUGAUAAACUUGGCAAACGCCUUGAAGAGGUCUUGGCUGUUAGAACAAUUCAUGAGAAGCUUCUCUAUUUUUUACCUGCCAGUGAAGAGAAAAUUGUAUGCCUGUCUCGAGUAUUUGAACCUUUCACUGGCCUGAAUCCUGUGCAAUAUAAUCCAUAUACUGAGCCUUUAUGGAAAGCUGCAGUGUCUCAAUAUGAAAAAAUUAUUGCACCUGCAGAACAAAAAAUAGCAGGAAAAUUGAAAAAUUAUAUUUCAGAAAUUCAAGAUAGCCCACAGCAGCUUCUUCAAGCUUUUCUGAAAUAUAAAGAGUUGGUGAAGCGUCCAACUAUAAGCAAAGAAUUGAUGUUGGAAAGAGAAACUUUAUUGGCAAGACUUGUGGACUCGGUUAAAGAUUUUCGAUUAGACUUUGAGAAUCGGUGUCGAGGAGUUCCUGGUGAUGCAUCUGGACCACUUUCAGGCAAAAAUCUUUCAGAGGUUGUCAAUAAUAUUGUUUGGGUUCGUCAGUUGGAAUUGAAGGUAGAUGAUACUAUCAAGAUUGCAGAGGCUCUUUUGUCUGACCUGUCAGGAUUUCGAUCUUUCCAUCGAAGUGCUGAAGAUCUCUUAGACCAGUUUAAACUAUAUGAACAAGAACAAUUUGAUGAUUGGUCCAGGGAAAUUCAGUCAGGUUUGUCUGAUUCCAGAUCUGGUCUGUGUAUUGAGGCUAAUAGUCGAAUUAUGGAAUUGGAUCCUAGCGAUGGAUCAUUGAAAGUGCAUUAUUCCGAUCGUUUGGUGAUUCUUCUGAGAGAAGUUCGUCAGCUUUCUGCCCUUGGCUUUGUUAUUCCUGCCAAAAUACAGCAAGUUGCGAACAUUGCACAGAAAUUCUGCAAGCAAGCAAUUAUUCUUAAACAAGUGGCACAUUUUUAUAAUUCUGUUGAUCAACAAAUGAUUCAGAGUCAAAGGCCAAUGAUGUUACAAUCUGCCUUAGCAUUUGAACAGAUAAUUAAGAAUUCAAAAGCAGGAAGUGGAGGAAAGUCACAAAUUACUUGGGAUAAUCCUAAAGAAUUAGAAGGCUACAUUCAAAAGCUCCAAAAUGCUGCUGAAAGACUUGCUACUGAAAAUAGAAAACUGAGAAAAUGGCACACUACAUUUUGUGAAAAGGUGGUCGUUCUUAUGAAUAUUGAUCUACUCCGGCAGCAGCAACGUUGGAAAGAUGGAUUACAAGAACUGAGAACGGGCUUAGCAAGUGUAGAAGCACAGGGAUUCCAAGCAAGUGAUAUGCACGCAUGGAAGCAGCACUGGAACCAUCAACUAUAUAAAGCUCUGGAACAUCAGUAUCAGAUGGGCCUAGAAGCACUUAAUGAGAAUCUGCCUGAAAUUAAUAUAGACUUAAUUUACAAACAGGGACGGUUACAGUUCAGGCCCCCUUUUGAAGAAAUUCGGGCUAAAUAUUACAGAGAAAUGAAGAGAUUCAUUGGCAUUCCAAAUCAGUUUAAAGGAGUGGGUGAUGCAGGAGAUGAAUCUAUUUUUUCUAUUAUGAUUGAUAGAAAUGCAAGUGGUUUUCUUACUAUUUACAGCAAAGCAGAAGAUUUGUUUAGAAGAUUAUCAGCUGUUUUACAUCAACAUAAGGAAUGGAUUGUAAUUGGGCAAGUCGAUAUGGAAGCUCUGGUGGACAAGCAUCUUUUUACUGUACAUGAUUGGGAGAGAAACUUUAAAGCACUGAAAACAAAAGGGAAAGAAGUGGAACGACUUCCAAGUUCUGUCAAGGUUGAUUGUUUAAAUAUUAAUUGCAACCCUGUGAAGACUGUGAUUGAUGAUCUCAUCCAGAAGUUAUUUGAUAUGCUUAUUCUUUCUUUGAAGAAAUCCAUCCAGGCUCAUUUACAUAAAAUUGAUACAUUUGUUACUGAGGCUAUGGAAAUCUUAACAGUUAUGCCACAGUCUGUGGAAGAAAUAGGCGAUGCAAAUUUACAGUACAGUAAGCUGCAGGAACAGAAGCCAGAGAUUUUGCCCUUAUUUCAAGAAGCUGAAGGUAAAAACAGACUUUUACGAACUGUGGCAGGUGGAGGUUUAGAAACAAUUAGUAAUCUGAAAGCUAAGUGGGAUAAAUUUGAGUUAAUGAUGGAAAGUCACCAACUUAUGGUUAAAGAUCAGAUUGAAGUGAUGAAAGGAAAUGUGAAAUCACGUCUACAGCUCUAUUAUCAAGAACUGGAAAAAUUUAAAGCUCGUUGGGACCAAUUGAAACCUGGUGAUGAUAUUAUUGAAACCGGCCAACAAAAUACCCUUGAAAAAAGUGCAAAGUCAAUAAAAGAGAAAAAAAUUGAAUUUGAUGAUCUUGAAAUCAUAAGAAAAAAACUGGUUGAUGAUUGCCAUCAUUUUGGACUGGACGAGCCUAACUUCUCUAUGGCAAAUAGCAUAGCUAAAGACAUUGAAAGCUAUGCACAGAUUUGGACCCUUUAUGAAGAAUUUCAGCAAGGAUUUAAGGAAAUGGCCGAUGAAGAUUGGAUUACUUUCCGGACUAAGACAUAUCUAUUUGAGGAAUUUUUGAUGAAUUGGCAUGACAGAUUAAGGAAAAUUGAAGAACAUUCGGUUAUGACAGUCAAGUUACAAUCAGAAGUUGACAAAUAUAAAACUUCUAUUCCUAUCUUGAAAUAUGUGAGAGGGGAGCAUCUUUCUCCAGAUCACUGGCUUGACCUUUUUCGUCUACUUGGCCUUCCUAGGGGGACUAGCCUAGAGAAAUUACAGUUUGGUGAUUUGCUUAGAGUAACUGAUACAAUUGUAGCCAAAGCUUUAGAACUUAAAGAUUUAAAUAGUCGGGCACAAGGUGAAGUUACCAUCAGAGAAGCUUUACGUGAACUUGAUCUUUGGGGAGUUGGAGCAGUGUUUACAUUGAUUGAUUAUGAAGACAGCCAAAAUCGAACUAUCAAGCUAAUUAAAGACUGGAAAGAUAUAGUCAAUCAGGUUGGAGAUAACAGAUGCCUUCUUCAGUCCUUAAAAGAUUCUCCAUAUUAUAAAGGAUUUGAAGAUAAAGUGUCAAUUUGGGAAAGAAAACUUGCAGAGUUAGAUGAAUACCUACAGAAUUUAAAUCAUAUUCAAAGAAAAUGGGUGUACUUGGAACCCAUUUUUGGUCGUGGAGCAUUGCCAAAAGAACAGACACGCUUCAACAGAGUUGAUGAAGAUUUUAGAUCAAUAAUGACUGACAUCAAGAAAGACAAUAGAGUCACAACAUUAACUGCUCAUGCGGGAAUCAGAAAUACUCUACUUACAGUACUUGAUCAACUUCAAAGAUGUCAGAAAUCAUUAAAUGAAUUUUUAGAGGAAAAACGCUCAGCAUUCCCCAGAUUUUAUUUUAUUGGUGAUGAUGACUUAUUAGAAAUACUGGGCCAGUCUACUAACCCAUCAGUGAUUCAGUCUCACCUUAAGAAGCUGUUUGCUGGUAUUAACAGUGUAUGCUUUGAUGAGGAAUCAAAAUAUAUAACUGCAAUGAAAUCUUUAGAGGGAGAAAUUGUGCCAUUUAAAAAUAAAGUUCUUCUAUCAAAUAAUGUAGAGGCUUGGUUGAGUGAUUUAGCCUUGGAAAUGAAGCAAACUUUGAAACAGUUGUUGAAGGAAUGUGUUACUACUGGGCAAAGUUCACAAGGUGCAAUUGAUCCAUCUCUGUUUCCUUCACAGAUAUUAUGCUUGGCAGAGCAGAUUAAAUUCACUGAAGAUAUAGAAAAUGCUAUCAAAGACCACACUCUUCAUCAAAUUGAGACACAACUGGUGAAUAAAUUAGAGCAUUAUACCAACAUUGAUACAAGUUCUGAGGAUCCAGGGAAUACUGAAUCGGGCAUUCUGGAACUGAAACUUAAAGCCCUAAUUCUUGAUAUUAUUCAUAAUAUUGAUGUGGUGAAGCAAUUAAACCAAGUACAAGUUCAUACAACUGAAGACUGGGCUUGGAAGAAACAAGUUAGAUUCUAUAUGAAAAGUGAUCACACAUGUUAUGUUCAAAUGGUGGAUUCUGAACUUCAGUAUACAUAUGAGUAUCAGGGUAAUGCUCCCAAGCUCGUUUAUACUCCAUUGACAGAUAAGUGCUACCUAACACUCACACAAGCCAUGAAGAUGGGACUUGGAGGAAAUCCUUAUGGACCAGCUGGAACUGGAAAAACUGAAUCAGUAAAGGCUUUAGGUGGACUUCUUGGAAGACAAGUUUUAGUUUUUAAUUGUGAUGAGGGCAUAGAUGUGAAAUCAAUGGGGCGGAUAUUUGUUGGUUUGGUGAAAUGUGGGGCCUGGGGAUGUUUUGAUGAAUUCAACAGACUGGAAGAAUCUGUGCUAUCAGCUGUAUCUAUGCAAAUCCAGACAAUUCAAGAUGCUUUGAAGAAUCAUAGAACUGUAUGUGAACUACUUGGGAAAGAGGUAGAAAUAAAUUCUAAUUCUGGGAUUUUUAUCACUAUGAAUCCUGCUGGAAAAGGUUAUGGAGGAAGACAAAAACUGCCUGAUAAUCUUAAACAGCUUUUUAGGCCAGUGGCUAUGUCUCGUCCAGACAAUGAUCUUAUUGCAGAAGUUAUUCUGUAUUCAGAAGGCUUUAAAGAUGCUAAAGUAUUGGGCAGAAAAUUGGUAGCUAUUUUCAACUUAUCUAGGGAACUUUUGACACCUCAGCAACAUUAUGAUUGGGGGUUGAGAGCUUUGAAGACUGUUCUUCGAGGAAGUGGAAAUCUUCUUAGACAAUUAAAGAAAAAUGGCACUAAACAGGAUGCUAAUGAAAGUCAUAUUGUGGUACAAGCAUUGAGGCUUAAUACAAUGUCAAAGUUUACGUUUGCUGAUUGUAUCCGGUUUGAUGCACUGAUUAAAGAUGUCUUUCCUGGAAUUGACUUUAAAGAAGUAGAAUAUGAUGAACUAAGUGCUGCAUUACAGCAAGUCUUUGAAGAGGCCAAUUAUGAAAUCAUACAGAAUCAGAUCAAGAAAGCUUUAGAAUUAUAUGAACAGUUACGUCAGAGAAUGGGAGUCGUUAUUGUUGGUCCAAGUGGUGCUGGCAAAUCAACCCUUUGGCGAAUGUUAAGGGCGGCACUUUGUAAAAUUGGCAAAACAGUAAAACAAUAUACGAUGAAUCCCAAAGCUAUGCCUAGACAUCAAUUAUUAGGCCAUAUUGACAUGGAUACAAGAGAAUGGUCUGACGGUGUUUUGACAAAUAGUGCUCGACAAGUAGUUCGGGAACCACAAGAUGUGAGCUCAUGGAUAAUCUGUGAUGGUGAUAUUGACCCUGAAUGGAUAGAAUCUCUGAAUUCUGUUCUGGAUGACAACCGACUACUCACUAUGCCUAGUGGAGAAAGGAUUCAGUUUGGCCCGAAUGUUAAUUUUGUAUUUGAAACUCAUGAUUUAAGUUGCGCCUCACCAGCCACAAUAUCUAGGAUGGGAAUGAUAUUUCUUAGUGAUGAAGAGACAGAUGUUGAUUCUCUGAUAAAAUCUUGGUUGAGGAAUCAGCCUGCUAAAUACAGGAAUAAUCUUGAAAAUUGGAUUAGAGAUUAUUUUAAAAAGGCUUUACAAUGGGUUUUAAAGCAGAAUGACUAUGUGGUAGAAACAAGUUUGGUUGGGACUGUGAUGAAUGGUUUGUCUCAUCUACAUGGAUGCAAAGAACAUGACCAAUUUAUUAUUAAUCUCAUAAGGGGACUUGGUGGAAAUCUGAAUAUGAAAUCACGUCUGGAAUUUACCAAAGAGUUUUUUAAUUGGGCACAAGAAUCUCCUCCAGACCCUCACAAACCAAUGGACACCUACUAUGAAUCAAGUAGAGGUCAGUUGGCAUCUUAUGUGCUGAAGAAGCCAGAAAACUUGACAGCUGACGAUUUCAGUAAUGGCCAAGCUCUACCAGUUAUUCAGACCCCUGAUAUGCAACGAGGUCUAGAUUAUUUCAAACCUUGGUUAAGUUCUGGUACCAAACAGCCAUUUAUUCUCGUAGGACCAGAAGGAUGUGGCAAAGGGAUGCUGCUCAGGUAUGCCUUUUCUCAACUCCGGUCCACUCAGAUUGCUACAAUUCACUGUAGUGCACAAACUACUUCUCGGCAUCUCCUGCAGAAAUUGAGCCAGACUUGUAUGGUAAUCAGUACUAAUACUGGUCGAGUAUAUAGACCAAAGGACUGUGAAAGACUUGUUUUGUACUUAAAAGAUAUCAACCUUCCUAAGCUUGAUAAAUGGGGGACCAGUACAUUGGUAGCUUUCUUACAGCAGGUUUUGACGUAUCAAGGAUUUUAUGAUGAAAAUUUGGAAUGGGUUGGUUUAGAAAAUAUUCAAAUUGUAGCUUCUAUGUCAGCUGGAGGAAGACUGGGAAGACACAAGCUUACUACCAGAUUUACUUCUAUUGUUCGUCUUUGUGCAGUAGAUUACCCAGAAAGAGAGCAAUUACAAACAAUUUAUGGAGCAUAUUUGGAAGCAGUUCUACAUAAAAAUUUGAAGAAUCAUUCUAUUUGGGGUUCUUCAUCAAAAAUUUAUCUCUUAGCAGGCUCUAUGGUACAAGUUUAUGAACAGGUGCGGGCUAAAUUUACAGUUGAUGAUUAUAGCCACUAUUUCUUUACUCCUUGCAUUCUUACCCAGUGGGUUCUUGGCUUAUUUAGAUAUGAUUUAGAGGGAGGAUCCUCCAACCAUCCAAUAGAUUAUGUAUUAGAAAUUGUAGCAUAUGAAGCACGGCGCUUAUUUCGUGACAAAAUUGUUGGUGCAAAGGAGCUUCAUUUGUUUGAUAAUAUUUUAACAUCAGUGUUUCAAGGAGAUUGGGGCUCGGAUAUAUUAGAGAAUAUGGCAGAUAGUUUCUAUGUUACAUGGGGAGCCCAACAUAAUUUAGGAUCAACGGCAGCCCUAAGGCAACCAUUACCUCCACAUGGAAAACCACUUGGAAAACUAAACUCUUCAGAUCUCAAGGAUGUUAUUAAAAAGGGUCUUAUUCAUUAUGGACGAGAUAACCAGAAUUUAGAUAUUUUACUUUUCCAAGAAGUCCUGGAGUACAUGUCUAGAAUAGAUAGAGUACUGAGUUUUCCUGGAGGUUCACUUCUACUAGCAGGACGCAGUGGUGUGGGGCGUAGGACCAUCACUUCUUUAGUCAGUCAUAUGCAUGGAGCAGUGCUAUUUUCUCCAAAGAUUUCCAGAGGAUAUGAAUUGAAGCAGUUCACAAAUGAUCUCAAACAUGUGCUGAAUCUUGCAGGAAUUGAAGCACAACAGGUAGUUUUACUUCUUGAGGAUUAUCAGUUUGUACAUCCUACAUUUUUGGAGAUGAUCAAUAGCCUUUUGUCUUCAGGUGAAGUUCCUGGACUCUAUACUCUUGAAGAAUUAGAGCCCUUGCUGUUGCCUCUUAAGGAUCAAGCUUCACAGGAUGGUUUUUUUGGACCAAUCUUCAAUUACUUCACAUAUAGAAUUCAACAAAAUUUGCAUAUUGUAUUGAUAAUGGAUUCUGCAAAUUUAAACUUUAUAAUAAAUUGUGAAAGUAAUCCAGCUUUGCAUAAGAAAUGCCAGGUGUUGUGGAUGGAGGGCUGGUCAGAUAGCAGUAUGAAGAAAAUACCUGAAAUGUUAUUCAGUGAAACAGAUGGUGAAGAGAAAUAUAGUGACAAAAAAGGAAAAGAAGAAAAGAAAAAAAAUUCAGUUGAUCCUGACUUUCUAAAGUCAUUUUUACUAAUCCAUGAGUCCUGUAAAGCAUAUGGAGCUACACCAAGUCGAUAUAUGACCUUUUUACGUGUAUAUUCUGCCAUUAGUAGCAGCAAGAAAAAGGAAUUAUUAAAAAGACAAAGUCAUUUGCAGGCGGGUGUAUCUAAACUAAAUGAGGCCAAAGCUCUUGUGGAUGAACUGAACAGAAGAGCUGGUGAACAAAGCAUAUUACUUAAAACUAAGCAAGAUGAAGCAGAUGCUGCCCUUCAAGAGAUCACAGUGUCAAUGCAGGAUGCUAGUGAGCAAAAGACAGAACUUGAAAGGUUGAAGCACAGAAUAGCAGAAGAAGUUGUUAAAAUUGAAGAAAGAAAAAAUAAAAUUGAUGAUGAAUUAAAAGAAGUACAGCCUUUAGUGAAUGAAGCUAAACUAGCAGUUGGAAACAUUAAGCCAGAAUCUCUUUCAGAAAUUCGUUCACUACGCAUGCCACCUGAUGUAAUUCGAGACAUUCUUGAAGGAGUUUUAAGGCUAAUGGGUAUCUUUGAUACGUCUUGGGUGAGCAUGAAAAGUUUUCUUGCCAAAAGAGGUGUAAGAGAAGACAUAGCAACCUUUGAUGCACGAAAUAUUCCAAAGGAAAUAAGAGAGAGUGUUGAAGAACUUCUUUUUAAAAACAAAGGCUCUUUUGAUCCAAAGAAUGCUAAACGUGCCAGUACUGCAGCUGCGCCUUUGGCUGCCUGGGUUAAAGCCAAUGUACAGUAUUCUCAUGUCUUGGAACGAAUUCAGCCUUUGGAAACUGAACAGGCAGGAUUAGUAUCAUUUCAGAGCAGGACUUCCGAAGCUGCCAAACUUGAAGCUGAAGUUAGCAAAGCACAGGAAACAAUCAAAGCUGCAGAAGUCUUAAUUAAUCAGCUUGAUAGAGAACACAAGAGAUGGAAUGCCCAGGUUGCAGAGAUAACAGAGCAAUUAGCUACUCUUCCAAAACGAGCUCAACUAUCUGCUGCUUUUAUUACAUAUCUUUCUGCUGCUCCUGAGAGUCUCAGAAAAACCUGUUUGGAAGAAUGGACCAAGUCAGCUGGUCUUGAAAAAUUUGAUCUGAGGAGAUUUCUUUGUACUGAAAGUGAACAGUUAAUUUGGAAAAGUGAAGGCCUACCAUCUGAUGACCUUUCCAUAGAAAAUGCUCUUGUUAUAUUACAGAUCAUUGGUUUGAAAUCAUGGAGUCGAGUAUGUCCAUUUCUUAUAGAUCCUUCAUCCCAAGCUACAGAAUGGUUAAAAACACAUUUGAAGGACUCACAUUUGGAGGUUAUUAAUCAACAGGAUAGUAACUUUAUCACAGCUCUUGAGUUGGCUGUGCGUUUUGGGAAAACCCUUAUUAUACAAGAAAUGGAUGGUGUAGAACCUGUUCUUUAUCCAUUAUUGAGACGAGAUCUGAUUGCUCAAGGACCACGUUAUGUGGUACAAAUAGGUGACAAGAUUAUUGACUACAAUGAAGAAUUCCGCCUUUUUCUAUCAACGAGAAACCCAAAUCCCUUUAUUCCACCAGAUGCAGCUUCUAUUGUUACUGAGGUUAAUUUUACUACAACAAGAAGUGGAUUAAGAGGGCAGCUUUUGGCUUUAACCAUUCAACAUGAGAAACCUGACUUAGAGGAACAAAAAACAAAACUAUUACAACAGGAAGAAGAUAAGAAAAUACAGCUAGCCAAGCUUGAGGAAUCUCUUUUAGAGACACUGGCCACAUCCCAAGGCAAUAUUUUGGAAAAUAAGGAUUUGAUUGUAUCUUUGAAUCAGACAAAAGCAAGUAGUGCACUUAUUCAGGACUCACUUAAAGAAUCUUACAAACUCCAGAUUUCCCUUGAUAAAGAGCGGGAUGCCUAUCUUCCUCUGGCUGAGAGUGCCAGUAAGAUGUACUUCAUUAUCUCUGACUUGUCUAAAAUUAAUAAUAUGUACCGUUUUAGUUUGGCUGCUUUUCUACGACUUUUUCAACGAGCUCUGCAAAACAAACAGGUGUUUGAAAAUACAGAACAGAGAAUCCAGUCUCUUAUAAACUCAUUAAAACAUAUGGUAUAUGAGUAUAUAUGUCGUUGCCUAUUUAAGGCUGACCAGUUGAUGUUUGCUUUGCAUUUUGUUCGGGGCAUGCAUCCUGAACUUUUUCAAGAAAAUGAGUGGGAUACUUUUACAGGUGUGGUUGUUGGAGAUAUGUUGCGGAAAGCUGAUUCUCAGCAAAGAAUACGUGAUCAACUUCCAUCUUGGAUAGAUCAGGAAAGAAGUUGGGCAGUAGCAACAUUAAAGAUUGCUCUUCCCAGUCUUUAUCAGACUCUCUGUUUUGAAGAUGUAGCUCUGUGGCGAACUUAUUAUCAUAAUUCAGUGUGUGAACAGGAGUUUCCAUCUAUUCUUGCAAAGAAAGUUUCCUUAUUUCAGCAGGUUCUUGUAGUACAGGCUCUAAGACCUGACAGAUUGCAAAGUGCCAUGGCUCUAUUUGCAUGUAAAGCUCUGGGACUGAAAGAGUUGUCACCACUUCCUCUAAAUCUCAAACGUUUGUACAAAGAGACACUAGAAAUUGAACCCAUUUUGAUAAUUAUUUCCCCGGGUGCUGAUCCUUCUCAGGAACUUCAGGAACUUGCUAAUGCUGAAAGAAGUGGAGAGUGUUAUCAUCAGGUUGCCAUGGGUCAAGGUCAAGCUGAUUUAGCUAUUCAAAUGCUAAAAGAAUGUGCACACAAUGGAGACUGGCUCUGUUUGAAGAAUUUACAUCUGGUGGUAUCUUGGCUUCCAGUUUUGGAAAAGGAAUUGAAUACUCUUCAACCUAAAGAUACCUUUCGUCUUUGGCUCACUGCAGAAGUUCAUCCCAACUUUACUCCUAUUUUACUACAGUCAAGUUUGAAGAUAACAUAUGAGUCACCUCCAGGUUUGAAGAAGAAUUUAAUGCGUACUUAUGAUUCUUGGACUCCUGAACAAAUUAGUAAAAAAGAUAAUAUAUAUCGAGCUCAUGCUCUCUUUAGUUUUGCAUGGUUUCAUGCUGCAUGUCAAGAAAGAAGAAAUUAUAUUCCACAGGGUUGGACCAAGUUUUAUGAGUUUUCUUUAUCAGAUCUUCGGGCUGGGUACAACAUUAUUGACAGACUCUUUAAUGGUACCAAAGAUGUACAAUGGGAAUAUGUACAUGGUUUAUUUGAAAAUGCUAUUUACGGAGGGCGUAUAGAUAACUAUUUUGACCUCAGAGUUCUUCAAUCAUACCUGAAACAAUUUUUUAAUUCUUCAGUAAUUGAUGUAUUAAACCAAAGAAAUAAGAAAAACAUUUUUCCAUAUUCCAUAUCUCUACCCAAAUCCUGCAGUAUUUUGGACUAUCGUGCUGUCAUUGAAAAACUUCCAGAGGAUGACAAACCUAGUUUCUUUGGUCUUCCUGCCAAUAUUGCUCGUUCAUCUCAGCGCAUGAUCAGUUCUCAGGUUAUUUCACAGCUGAGGAUCCUGGGCAGAUCAGUAACAGCUGGUUGCAAAUUUGAUAGAGAAAUCUGGUCUAAUGAACUUUCUCCUGUCCUCAAUCUGUGGAAGAAACUAAACCAGAAUUCAAAUCUGAUUCAUCAGAAAGUGUCUCCUCCUAAUGAUCGGCAAGGAUCUCCAAUAUUAUCAUUCAUCCUUCUAGAACAAUAUAAUGCCAUUCGUUUAGUACAAAGUGUGCAUCAGUCUCUUGCUGCCCUCAGCAAAGUCAUCAGAGGAACUACCUUAUUAAGUUCAGAAGUCCAAAAAUUGGCAAGUGCUUUAUUAAACCAAAAGUGUCCCCUCAUAUGGCAGAACAAGUGGGAAGGCCCAGAAGAUCCCUUACAGUACCUUAGAGGUCUUGUAGCUCGUGCCCUUGCAAUACAGAACUGGGUGGAUAAAGCUGAAAAACAGAUUCUUCUUUCUGAAACACUCGAUCUAUCAGAACUCUUCCAUCCAGACACGUUUCUUAAUGCUCUUCGCCAAGAAACUGCAAGGGCAAUGGGUCAUUCUGUGGAUAGCCUUAAAUUUGUAGCUUCAUGGAAAGGUCGACUUCAAGAAGCAAAGCUGCAAAUUAAGAUCAAUGGCUUAUUACUGGAAGGAUGCAGUUUUGAUGGAAAUCGGCUUUCUGAAAACCAGCAUGAUUCUCCCAGUGUAUCAUCAGUUCUCCCUUGUUUUAUGGGCUGGAUUCCACAGGGUGCAUAUGGUCCAUAUUCUCCUGAUGAGUGCAUCUCUUUACCUGUUUACACAAGUGCUGAAAGGGAUCGUGUGGUAACCAAUAUCGAUGUUCCAUGUGGAGGUAACCAAGACCAGUGGAUUCAGUGUGGAGCAGCUCUAUUUCUAAAAAAUCAAUAGAGGCUAGUUACAACAAAGUGUCUUAGCAAAAUGAAGAAACUGUCAUUUAAGCUUUAAAUAAAAUAUAUAAUCAGCCUACAGUUGAAUUAUUAGUUCAAAAUGUUAGUAUAUAGUUAUUCUAUAUUAUUGGUCUCCUUGGAUUUUUAUCUUAAUGUGUAAUAACAGCAUUGGCUAACUUUUAAAGUAAAGAAUUAAUAUUAAAAUGGAGGAUCCUUUUGAUAACAAAUAUUUCUAAGGAAGUAUACUUUUCUAGUAGCUCAAAAACUUAUUUUUAG
Molecule: messenger RNA, 13127 nt
Organism: Marmota flaviventris (yellow-bellied marmot)
Lineage: Eukaryota; Metazoa; Chordata; Mammalia; Rodentia; Sciuridae
Source: RefSeq, a predicted model, not a curated record